Molecule: messenger RNA, 231 nt
Organism: Protopolystoma xenopodis
Lineage: Eukaryota; Metazoa; Platyhelminthes; Monogenea; Polystomatidea; Polystomatidae
Source: the annotation of a GenBank genome assembly
AUGGCUAAAUGUCGUGUUUACUCAUCCAAUUUUGCAUUCACGACUCAAUUCGUCAAUCUCGUGGCAGAAGCCUUGUUCGCCUGUUUUCUUCGCAUACCAUCUGCGUGUGUAUUUGAUACCAACUCCAAUGCCUGUGCAACUGGCCUCACCGGAAAAUCGGUCCACAUGGAGCGUACUUCAAAGCGCUCUUCCUGUUCUCCCACUUGCCCAUUCAUUGGCCCAACGGAAUGA